AUGAUGACACAGCCGAUGGCAGACUAUUCAUCAGCCGGUAGCGACAUCUACAAAUCAAGUACAGUUUCUGUUCGCGAAGCUGUAGCAACUCAGCCAAUCACUGAAACGUACACGCCCAGCUACCGUACCACUGGUCUUGAUCAAUCGAUUGGCUUGACAAGUGCAUUGGGCGAAAGAUUCGAACCAUCGACAUCCUAUGAUAUUGGCGGCGGUGAGGCUGAGGUAACCAAGAAGACUACAGUGACCACGGUGCGUAGCACCCGAUCGGGCUACUCGGAUUAA
Molecule: messenger RNA, 282 nt
Organism: Anisakis simplex (herring worm)
Lineage: Eukaryota; Metazoa; Nematoda; Chromadorea; Rhabditida; Anisakidae
Source: the annotation of a GenBank genome assembly